Cokeromyces recurvatus is the source of this 1217-nucleotide messenger RNA. Its product is annotated as Septin-domain-containing protein. The record is from RefSeq and is a predicted model, not a curated record. The transcript is spliced from 8 exons. The coding region runs from base 58 to 1131 and encodes 357 amino acids. Gene Ontology annotation, molecular function: GTP binding; molecular adaptor activity; GTPase activity. Lineage: Eukaryota; Fungi; Mucoromycota; Mucoromycetes; Mucorales; Mucoraceae. Gene Ontology annotation, biological process: cytoskeleton-dependent cytokinesis. Gene Ontology annotation, cellular component: cell division site; septin ring; septin complex.
UUACCCUUUUUUUUUUCCCUACUUCUUCUUUUACUAUUUCUCUUUUUACUUGAUUCAAUGUCUACAUUAACACAAAAGAAAACACCUUUAAAUGCUUAUGUGGGUUUUGAUACCAUCACUCAACAAAUUGAAAGGAAAUCACUUAAAAGAGGAUUUCAAUUUAAUGUUAUGGUAGUUGGUCAAACUGGCUUAGGAAAAUCGACACUUAUUAAUACUUUAUUUGCUUCUCAUCUAAUUGAUUCUAAAGGACGUAAAAAUGCAGAAGAUUUGAAGAAACAGACAACCAAAAUAGAAUCUAUGUCUCAUGUUAUUGAGGAAAAUGGUGUUGUUCUGAGAUUAAAUAUUGUUGACACUCCAGGUUAUGGCGAUCAAGUUAAUAAUGAAGAUUGUUGGGAACCCAUCAUUAAAUAUAUUAAAGAUCAGCAUUCUACUUAUCUUCGUAAAGAAUUAACAGCUCAACGUGAAAAGUUUAUUCAAGACAAUAGAGUUCAUUGUUGUCUUUAUUUUAUUGCUCCUUCUGGUCAUUCUUUAAAGCCUAUAGAUGUUAUUGUUUUAAAGAAACUGGUUGAAGUCGUUAAUGUAGUACCUGUUAUCGCAAAAGCUGAUUCACUUACAAUGGAAGAACGUAUUUUAUUUAAACAAAAAAUUAAUGCAGAAUUAGCUUUUCAUAAUAUUCAAUUAUAUCCUUAUGAUAACAUGGAAGAUUAUGAUGAAGAAGAACGUAUGUUGAAUACAAGUAUUAGAGAACUUCUUCCUUUUGCUAUUGUUGGAUCAGAAAAACAAGUGAUUGUAGAUGGAAAAUCAGUCAUUGGACGUAAAACAAAGUGGGGAACUAUUAUAGUUGAAGAUGAAAAUCACUGUGAAUUUAUUCAUUUACGUAACUUUUUAACACGUACUCAUUUACAAGAUUUAAUUGAAACAACUGCAAUGGUUCAUUAUGAAACCUUUCGUUCAAAUCAACUUUUAGCCUUAAAAGGUGCUGUUAGUCCAAAUGUGAAUCAUUCCCCUACUUCUUCUCCUAAUGGUGUUAAUGAAAAUAAUUCUACUACUACAUCCACUUCUAUGAAUAACACGACAACAAGUAGUAAUGGUGGCCCCAUUCCUGCAAAAGUAUUUCCACCUUUUGCAUAAAAAUUAUUUAUAAAUAUUCUAUUUUUUGUUUACUUUGCACAUUAAGAAAGAGAAUAAUUUUUUUUUAAAAAAAAAAAAAAAAAAAA